UUUUUUAUCAAAGAGAAGAAAAAAGAUAUUAAUUUUACAGAAAUAUAUUAUAUUCUCACCCAAGCAACCGUGAAAAGACAAAACGUACACAUGAUAAAAGAACGAUCCACUUAUGUGAUUGAUUACAUAUCUAUAUAGUUUGUAUAAUUAUAUAAAACAUAAAUCGUGUUGUGACAGAACAUCUAAGAUAAUAAUUACGACACCAAUAAAAAUAAAAAUUAAGACCUCACUUACUCAUUGCAAAUGCUCCGGCGCAUAAAUCGCUUCUCUCAUGUGCUCUCUCUCUCUUCUUCGUGUAUAUAUACACUCCAUAUUAACCCUCACCAUCUCAUGUCUCUUUAUCUUAUAUUGUAGACAUUGACAUAUAUCAAUGGGGAAUUGCCUAAGACACGACAAUGGCGUUGCCAGAAAAGAGAAAGACGAUCUCGAUCCGGAGCCGCUGGUAAAGUUAUUGGAAGAAGGUAAAACGAGUUUCCGUGGGGAAGAAGAAAGUGAAAGAUCAACGGAAGAAGAAUCUAAAGUGGUAAGGAUAAAAGUUGUGGUGACAAAGAAAGAACUUAGACAGAUCUUGGGUCACAAGAAUGGUAUAAACUCCAUUCAACAGUUAGUUCAUGUUCUCAAAGAUAGUGGCAGAAACAUCUCCAUGGCUAGUUAUGAAGAAGAUGAGAAAGAGGAAGGUGAUGAAAAUUGGAGGCCUACGUUAGAAAGCAUUCCUGAGAGUCAUUAUUGAUAUUAAUCAUAUAUUUAUAACUAAUAAUCCAUCUACAGUACCUUUUGACUUUUUCCAAGAUGACUGUUUGUUUUGUUGUCUAUGAUUGCUCCUUUUUAACCAAUGCUAUCACAUUAACAUUGGUGUUUUUUUUUUAAUUACUUUUUUUUUUUUGUUCUCGUUUGUUGUUUCCAUCAUGUUUGGUGCUUUGUGUUUUUGUUAGAGCGCUAACCAACCAUUAUAUGUCAUUAUGUGUCUUGUUCUAUCACCCAUAAAUAAAUUACUUGUGGCAUUUCUUAAA
Arabidopsis thaliana (thale cress) is the source of this 1010-nucleotide messenger RNA. RefSeq lists its product as uncharacterized. Bases 371 to 730 code for a protein of 119 amino acids. The transcript has a single exon. The record is from RefSeq and is marked reviewed. Lineage: Eukaryota; Viridiplantae; Streptophyta; Magnoliopsida; Brassicales; Brassicaceae.